AUGGUUUAUACGGCAUCUUUCGCUUUCUUCGAGGCCAUCUGGGAGGCGGGCGUCACGCAUUGCUUCGUGAACCUGGGCUCCGACCAUCCGAGCAUCAUUGAGGCUAUCGUCAAGGGCCAGAAUGAGAAGAAAGGCCAGUUCCCUAAAAUUGUCACCUGUCCAAAUGAGAUGGUGGCUCUUUCUAUGGCCGACGGGUAUGCCCGACUGACCGGCAAACCACAAUGCGUCAUCAUUCACGUCGAUGUCGGGACCCAGGGCCUCGGUGCCGCUGUACACAACGCCUCUACCGGGCGGGCGCCUGUAUUGAUAUUCGCGGGGCUGUCUCCCAUCACAAUCGAGGGCGAAGCGCGUGGGAGCAGGACCGAAUACAUACAUUGGAUACAAGACGUGCCGGACCAGAAGCAGAUCGUUGCGCAGUAUUGUCGGUAUACUGGCGAGAUCAAGACGGGCAAGAACGUCAAGCAGAUGGUGAAUCGCGCAUUGUCUUUUGCUAUGAGCGAUCCCCAAGGCCCUGUAUACCUGUGCGGUGCACGAGAAGCUAUGGAGGAGGACCUCACCCCGUAUCAUCUGGAUCAAGAGUUCUGGCGUCCAGUGGAACCUGCGGGCCUACCUUCAUCGGGCGUUCAGACCAUUACAGACGCGCUUGUAGGCGCCGAGGAGCCGCUCGUCAUCACCGGAUACUCUGGGAGGAACCACGAGUCGGUAAAGGAGCUUGUAAAACUCGCAGACAACGUGAAGGGGCUACGGGUACUUGACACUGGCGGCAGCGACAUGUGCUUCCCUGCUGAUCAUCCGGCCUGGCUCGGCCUGCGGUACGUCAACGAAGCGCGAGUCAGAUCUGCCGACGUGAUCCUCGUACUUGACUGCGAUGUCCCUUGGAUAAACACACAAUGCAAGCCUAAAGACGGCGCAAGAAUCUACCAUAUAGAUGUCGACCCGCUCAAGCAACAGAUGCCCGUGUUCUACAUCAAAGCACUUCAACGUUACCGCGCAGAUUCUUACACCUCUCUUUCUCAGUUAAACUCGUACCUUGACUCAAGACACAAAGAGAGGCUAUCCGGUAGCGUCUUUUCCGACCGCUGGACAGCAUUGCAAGACUCGCACAAGCAGAAACUCCAAGCGAUAGCCGCCGAAGCUGUGGUAGAUGAUAAAGGUCACUUUGGCACGCCGUACCUGAUUCAACAAGUACGGAAAAGCUGCCCCAAGGACACGAUCUGGGCCAUCGAAGCCGUGACACAGACUGGUUUUGUGGCAGAUCAAAUACAAGCCACACUACCAGGCUCAUGGAUUAACUGUGGCGGAGGCGGCCUAGGCUGGUCUGGCGGCGGUGCCCUAGGUAUCAAGCUCGCUACCGAUUAUGAAGGCAAGAAGCGCUUCGUAUGCCAGAUCGUGGGCGACGGCACCUAUCUGUUCUCUAUUCCGGGCUCUGUCUAUUGGAUCUCGAGGCGCUAUAACAUCCCAAUAUUGACCAUCGUGCUCAACAAUAAGGGCUGGAACGCGCCGAGAAAGAGUAUGCUGCUUGUUCACCCGGAUGGAGAAGGCUCUAAAGUCAACAAUGAAGAGCUCAAUAUCUCCUUCGCGCCGACUCCGGAUUAUUCGGGUAUUGCGAAGGCCGCGGCAGGAGGUGAUAUUUGGGCUGCACAUGCCAGCACUGCGGACGAGUUGGCGAAACUGCUGCCUGACGCCAUUCAGAGCGUGUUGAAUGGGAGGACAGCUGUGCUAGAUGCGCACCUUGAAGGUCCGGGGGGAAAGUAUGUCGGCGGAAACGCAAAACUGUAA
Molecule: messenger RNA, 1779 nt
Organism: Didymosphaeria variabile
Lineage: Eukaryota; Fungi; Ascomycota; Dothideomycetes; Pleosporales; Didymosphaeriaceae
Exons: 4
Coding region: 1-1779 (592 amino acids)
Biological process (GO): L-valine biosynthetic process
Cellular component (GO): mitochondrion; acetolactate synthase complex
Molecular function (GO): magnesium ion binding; flavin adenine dinucleotide binding; thiamine pyrophosphate binding
Source: RefSeq, a predicted model, not a curated record